Messenger RNA from Papilio machaon (common yellow swallowtail), 1257 nucleotides. Its product is annotated as ribose-phosphate pyrophosphokinase 2-like. The record is from RefSeq and is a predicted model, not a curated record. Lineage: Eukaryota; Metazoa; Arthropoda; Insecta; Lepidoptera; Papilionidae. The coding region runs from base 129 to 1157 and encodes 342 amino acids. The transcript has a single exon. Gene Ontology annotation, molecular function: magnesium ion binding; ribose phosphate diphosphokinase activity. Gene Ontology annotation, cellular component: cytoplasm; ribose phosphate diphosphokinase complex. Gene Ontology annotation, biological process: purine nucleotide biosynthetic process; 5-phosphoribose 1-diphosphate biosynthetic process; ribonucleoside monophosphate biosynthetic process.
ACUGUACGGGCACCGAUCGACCUGACCCCGCGGUCAACUUAGAUAAAUAUGUUUUUAAAGUAAACAACUGUCCAUUUCGCUAUCGAUAGUAACACAGUGAAGUCUCUUCACUGGCUUCAAAUAGUCUAAUGAGAACGGACGAAAAAGAACAAACAGUUAACGUCAAAAGUGAUAAAUCAGAAAAUAAACAAGAACCGAGAAUGCCGAACAUCAAAGUUUUCACCGGAAGCUCCCAUCCUGAUAUUGCGAAGAAAAUCGCCGAUCGACUCGGCAUCGAUUUAGGACGAGCGACGACCAAGAAGUUCAGUAAUAAAGAAACAAAUGUGGAAAUAGGAGAAUCUGUAAGAGGUGAGGACGUGUACAUUGUACAAAGUGGUUGUGGAGAAAUAAACGACAAUCUAAUGGAACUCUUGAUCAUGAUUAACGCCUGCAAAAUAGCAUCUGCGUCUCGUGUGACAGCUGUCAUUCCUUGUUUCCCCUACUCAAGACAAGACAAAAAGGAAAAAAGUCGUGCACCAAUAACUGCAAAACUCCUCGCAAAUCUUAUCUCGGUAUCUGGGGCGGACCAUGUUAUUACAAUAGAUUUACACGCGUCCCAGAUUCAAGGUUUCUUCAACAUACCCGUGGAUAACUUGUACGCAGAGCCAGCUAUAACUAAAUGGAUCAAGGACAAUAUACCGGAAUGGAAGAGUAGUGUUAUGGUAUCACCCGAUGCAGGAGGUGUGAAACGAAUGACGUCUAUUGCAGAUAACCUUGAUAUAGACUUUGCAAUCAUUCAUAAAGAGAGACAGAAAGCUAACGAAGAGGAUUCAACUGUUUUAGUUGGUGAUGUUAGAAAUAGAACAGCAAUUAUGGUCGACGAUCUAGCGGAUACUUGCGAUACGAUUGUAAAAGGAGCUGAAAAGCUACGAGAGGCGGGUGCCAACAAGAUCUAUGCAAUUUUAACUCAUGGAGUGCUCGCGGGGAAUGCUAUAGAUAAAAUCAACAAUUCAUGUUUAGAGGCGUUAGUUGUUACGAAUACGAUACCGCAAGACAGACACAUGAAGCAAUGUCCUAAAUUGCAAACCAUAGAUAUUUCUGUCAUGUUAGCUGAAGCUAUAAGACGUACGCAUUACGCAGAAUCUGUUUCGUAUUUAUUUUCAAAUGUACCCUACUAAUAUUAAGAAAAAUAAAAUCUCUUUUGUUAAUUAACAUUUGUAUUAAAUUUAUCGCUUUCCGUAUAUUCUUUAAAGCAACUUCUUUUUACAUUUAUUUACC